AGGCACUCAGACAGAGACUCCAUACUCUAACUUUCACAGCAAUCUGUUUCUCAGCCACUACAGAGCUGUGUGGCACUGGAUGACAGAAGGAUUUGGUUUUCCUGACCUGGAAUUUGGGAUUAAAUGGCAGAGUAAAGUUUGGAAUUUGCAAAAUUCAGAACGCUGGAAUGUCAACAGCUCACAUUCAGCACUUUGGAAAGUGUCAGAAGGGGACUGACAAGAACUGCUGAAUACUGGGAGAAAGAAAUGUGAGAAGCAGAGAGCUUGUAGGAGCUAAUGACUUGACACUGGCUGCUCAGACCAUGAUGAACCCCCAGUACUCCACCUGAGGUCAGGCAGGAAAGACGAGUUCACCUGGACACGUCUCACAGGUCCUGGUGUGCCCAUGCGGUGGUCCAUGUUAGCUCUGCUGCUCCUGUUCUGCAGCCACAAUUUGGCACUGCGAGCGGGUGAUAUCUGCCCACAGGACAGCAACCAUGAGCAGACAGCUGACCCCACGCCCACAGUGGACCCCAAACUCUUCAACAAGAGGCGCUACAGGUCGCCUCGCGUGCUUUUUAGUGAACAGCCCCCUGAUUCAGAGCCUGCAGAACACCAGGGAUCAAAUGACAGGACAAAGAGGCGGGCAGGACAGCCACAGAAUCGUGGCGUGUACUCAGUGUGUGAGAGCGUCAGCUUCUGGGUGGGUAAUAAGACAAAAGCAACGGACAUCUCAGGCAACGAGGUAACUGUGCUGCCUGAUGUCAACAUCAAUGACGUCAAGAAAAAGCAGUACUUCUUUGAAACGAUGUGCAGCGUGGCCAGAACCGGGGGCUCUGGGUGUCUGGGGAUUGAUGUGCGCCACUGGAACUCAUACUGCACCAACUCCCACACAUUUGUGAGAGCAUUGACUUCUUUUAAGAACCUGGUGGCUUGGAGACUUAUUAGGAUCAAUGUAGCCUGUGUGUGUGUGCUCAGCCGCAAGUCGUGGAGACAAUGACAGUCUGUCAUAUAAAAGUUGACUAUGUUGAUGUCAUUGUAUGCGUGAUAUUCCAAACCCAGUAACAAUUAAAAAAACCCCAUCAAAUAAAACCAUCAAUAAAAAGUUUAUGAACAAGGCAUUAAUUUGAUAUGCCUUAUUAAUAUCAAUCAUUUUAUGGCCUUAUGAGAGUCUAUAUCAAGUCAUAUGUUGAAAUCUGUAGCAGAAAAUUAGUAUCCUAUUAUUUUUCAUGAUGGACAUGCUUCGUUUACUUUGCUGACCACAGAGAUUACAGAGAACGAAAAUGCUUGUUUAUGAUGACUGCAUGUGUUAUGCAUAUUUUGUUAUUGUUAUUGCUAUUGUUAUUUAUUAAAUCUGGAGCAUUAUUAUUUUUCAGUGUAUUGUGGGCUUAGUGAUGAGAUUUAUUAAAUGUGAGACUGAGUUCCAGUUCUAUGCAUAUUAGAUGAAAAAUAUUAUGAUGUUAUAAUACUACAGCACAGGUGCAAUUAAGGAUUAUUUUCAAAUAUUUUCCUGGUUUAUUGGUUGAGGUUUUUUUUGUUUUGUUUUGUUUUAAAGCUUCUGACUUGUGGACCAUGGAACCAUGUGUGGGGCACACUAGACAUGUACCAGGCACAUCAAAAAAUGUCUGGUGUGUGUCUGCCUCAAAAUAUGACCAACACAUGUUAAGCGACUCUCCAGGAGAGAAAAUUAAACUUGGUUUGAGGGAAUCAGUAUGGUCAGAUCUGUCUUGCCCCCCUGCUCCAGAUGGUAUAUUUCUUUCAAACAUGAGGGAUGAACACUUGGAGAUUUAUUGAAAUUUUAAAAAUGUUCCAUGGCAGUAGAGCUAACAAAGAGGCUCAGGAAUUAGCUGACCUGCCAAAUCAAGCUGUCUAGGAUAUAUUUAUUUUUGAAAUCACAUCACAAACAGUAUCGUUCCAAUCGGCCAUUUUGGAUUGUUUUGCCAGUUUGUAAAAAAAUCUGAUCUUUGCGUUGGUAUGUCCUCUGCUGUGUUGAAGUACUCAGGGAGACAGCUGGUCAAAAGUCAGGACCAUGGCCUAAUGAUAAGGUCAUGCCUGAGGACCUGGAAUCCUACCACCUAGAUAUCUAAUGUCAAAGAUCACAGAUCAUUUUUACUCAAAGACACAAUUGUUAGGUUUACAGAUUACUAAUGACGUACUUUGUCAACUCUUGUUUGUGCUGUGUGAUUGGCAGGGUCAUGCCACGGGCCAGGGUUACCAUGAUGUUUUAAACAAAGUCUUCCGCCAUGCACACAUAGACCUCCAUGUUCUCACACACACACAAAAUAUGUUAAAUCAACCAGUAGUCAGGCUAGAAGAGAUCGAGUGGGCAUGCAGCUUCAACCCCAUAUCUCAUUCUCUUUGAUGGCAGCAUGAAUAAUAUUCUUUGAUGAAUGAGCAAUAGGCACAGGAUUUCCUGUUCUUUUGUCACUAUGCAUUGCAGAUCAAAAACAGUACUAAUCACAUUCUCGCUGGGGGAUGAGGAGUGUGUGAGAUUACGCAAGAGUGACCUCAAGUGACUUGAUCAGGAAUGUAAUUUCUUUCUUCAUAUUUACUUUAACAAGAUAAACAAUCUUCGAUGUAAUUGUUUAUAGAACAGCUUCCAAGGGAAAAGAUAAAGACAGUCUCCAUGAAAGAGUAAUGAGAUCAAUAUGAUUUGAGGAUUCAAUCAUAAUCAAGUGAGUCUAUCAGAGUAAGAGUAGAGAUAGUUACACAAAAUAUAUUAAAAAAUAUGAAAAAUUAUGAAAAGAAAUAUGAAAAAUGGAAAAAAGAGAAAAAUGCAAUGAAAUCACAAUUUGUCUUUACUUUUAAAAAUGUAUCUAAAUUUUUAGGUAGACUGUUGUGCAGUUUUCUAAGGAAGCUGGAUAGUUGGUUGUUCCAAGCUUCUUGGAGAACUUGCUCUUUGACCAGAAAGCUUCGAUGA
This is a messenger RNA of Pangasianodon hypophthalmus (striped catfish), 2899 nucleotides long. RefSeq names its product nerve growth factor b (beta polypeptide) (gene ngfb). The record is from RefSeq and is a predicted model, not a curated record. Gene Ontology annotation, molecular function: growth factor activity; nerve growth factor receptor binding. The transcript has 3 exons. Gene Ontology annotation, biological process: cell surface receptor protein tyrosine kinase signaling pathway; neuron projection morphogenesis; negative regulation of neuron apoptotic process. Bases 386 to 979 code for a protein of 197 amino acids. Lineage: Eukaryota; Metazoa; Chordata; Actinopteri; Siluriformes; Pangasiidae.